AGAAGUCUCAGCGACUUUCCUGGCUGUCGGAAGCUGCGGGCAAGUCCAGGCUGUUGGGAUCCCCGGCGCGAUGCCAUCCCCGUACUCAGUCCGAGCCUUCCCAGUCAGCAUCCCUGCGGUGAUCAUGGAGACAGACUGGACAGAGCCCUGGCUCCUAGGACUCCUCGCCUUCCACCUGCUGUGCCUACUUCUCACGUGCUUCUCCUCACAGAGGUAUAAACUACAGAUCGGGCACUUCCUGUGUCUGGUAGUGUUAGUCUAUUGUGCUGAGUACAUCAACGAGGUGGCUGCGGUGAACUGGAGAUUGUUUGCAAGGUAUCAGUACUUUGACUCGCGGGGAAUGUUCAUUUCUCUCGUGUUCUCAGCACCGCUGCUACUCAACGCCAUGGUCAUCGUGAUUAUGUGGGUACGGAAGACUUUGACUGUGAUGACUGACCUGAAGAACUUACAGGAGAAAAGAAAGGAGAGGAGGAGGAGGAGAAAGGAGGAGUAAUGGAGAACUCCUGCUGUGCACCGUGUCUGUCCUCGGACUCGCUUGUUUCCAGCUGGGAGCUGCUCACGGCCCAGAGGUCUUCUGUCAGCUGACUCGUGAUUUGGAGAAAGGUUCUUACGUCUUAACACACCACAAACGGUUCUUAGAGUUGACUCUGUUUGGAGCCCUCCUAAAGCUGUCUCUUAGAAGAACUAAUGACAAGGACAUCACCCAGAGGCAUGUGGAGUGGGGACCGCUGCUUUGCAUGGUGGGAGCUUUCACAGCACACACAGCUUCUCACAAGCUGCUGGCAGAUGUCACUGUGUAACUAGAGUUCACGAGGCUUUAAGUGUGGGAACCGGGAAAUAAACAGUGACAUCCUGCUGUGACCACCACCGCCCCCUCUUCUGUUACUAGCCUGUAGUGGUGGCUGUCAGCUAAGGGUGGCUUUAUCCCACAGGGACUUCUUGUCACCUCAGGUAGGCAUGGUACUUGUGCCCACAGGAGAGAGCCUAGGAUGCUGAAAUCCUGCAGGGUACAGGACAGCCCCAUCAUGUACUGCUGUGUAUACAGUGUCAGCAGUACCCAGGCUGAGGGGGCAGCGGGGCAAGUCUGGAAAAGAAUGCAGCGUGUUUCAGUUCCCAUGAAGCUAGGCCUCUAAAUAAUUGAGUUGGGGCUAUGCCACUGGAAAUGUUUUGUUUAAAAAUAUUAAGCUAGAAUGAAAGCUGUAAUGUCAAGACUCCGUGGAAAAAAGUAUGUCAAAUGAACCGUUUGGUUUUGUUUUUUCUGGAUACAGAAUUAUAAAUACCUGCAUGCUUGGUGAAUGGCUUAGCUGUUUCUACCCAGACUGUGACAAGUGCAGGCAGUUCUUCCCAAGUAUCACAUCUUGUGCAGUUGGGGGCUGGUGAGCACAGCAGGGUGUAUUGUCACCUGUGCCUCUGUUUUGCUAGACAACCUUGGUUUCUAUGGAAUCUGAAGCAAUAAAUCUGUAGAGACAAGUGACUGAAACCCAGACUCAGAGACAGUAUUUAUUACUGGAAAUACUGUAUACUCUUGGCUUUCGUUUAAAGAAAUAUUAUGAAUUAUUUUCUUUAUUUAAUGGGGUUUUCUUCCUUUCUAAUUGAAACAUCCUUCAAAGUUCUAAACUAAAAUAAAAUCUAGUUAAAAGUAUUUAAAAGGUUAAAAUUAGAUAGUUUGGUAGACUAUGGUUAUGUCCUGAAACCCAGAUAUAUAGUUUUUUUUUGUUUUUUUUGUUUGUUUGUUUUUUUAAUAUUUAUCCAGCUGCAGGCUUUAACAGAAAGCCUGUUGACUGGCUUGUGACAGUCUGAUAAUCCUGUGGUGUGAGUUGUGGCUCCUGCUGCAGCCCUUAACCUGAAUUGUUUCACAGUCUCUUGGUUUGUUCCACUUGACAUGGAACAAAGAAAGUCCCAAAGAAAAUAACAUAGUAUGGGAAGUCAAAAUUUGAAUUUAAAAUCACACUGUUAGGUCAUGGACAUUGUAUCUAAGGAUAUACCUAAUUGUAUGUUUCUGAAAUUUUCUGCUUCGGGGUAUUUGUUUUAUGGUUACAAAGGUGCUUACUAUAACAUUGAUUAGUUUCAUGAACUAUCAUGAAAGAAGAAACGAGUCAGUUAGAUAAAUCUGAGGCAGUCGUGUCGGGCGGGUGUGGAGCUCGCCAACCAGACCCUUUCCCGCAGACCUGUGUCUGAGGCCAGUGGUGCAGACUGGGUCAGAGGGCAGUUGAGCUGUCUGAGUUCUGGCAUGUGCUGGUAUUAAUACCUCAGACUCUGUAACCAUGACAUUGGCUUUUGGGCUCUAGUGCCUUGUCUCUACGUGUGUGGUUGUGGAUGUAUAUGUACUUAGUUCUUGAGAUAAUUAAAUGUUUGUGGUUUUUUUUUUAAACGAAAGUUUUGGAUUAGAGAGAUGGCUCGGUUGGCACUUUGCAUUUAAACUGCAGGCCUGAGUUCGAUCCCCAGACUCACUCAGCAUUUGCUCCCAAGCAGUGCACGCCAGGUACUUCCUUGAUGGAAGGAAGGAGCCAACACUACAAGCUGUCCUCUAUGUACGCACACAAAAUAAAGUGACGCAUUAGUCAUUCCUAACGAAGAACACCUGAAGUUGUCCUCUGGCGUUCACACGUCAUGUGUGCACACUGAUACACAUAUAACAUGCACACAAACAGUUUGUGUUUUCUGAAAUUCACUCAGUGGCUACAAUUACACUUGGAGGAACUUCUUGAUAUUUUGUCCUUAUAUCAAGGAAAACCCUGCAAGCUGGAACUAGGAACAAGCAAGUCACGAUGACGGCCACAGACAGUCAACGUGGGCAUUGUGAACCAGUGGUUAGAGACAGCGCCUUGGAUUCAGUGCCACUCUGAGGACUUUGCAGAUUUGACCAGUGCUGUAUUCACACUUCUGUUAAGGAACGUUUACAGGCAACUGAUGGACAGUGAACACUUGCUUACUGAGUAGUUGUGGAAAGUACUGGAAAGGCCUAAAAUAACCAUUUUAUACCAAUUCCAGCCCAGGAAAUGUCAUGUUUGUUGAUUAUUAUGCAUUAAUAUAUAAUAAAAUAUGUUUGAUAAUA
Molecule: messenger RNA, 3055 nt
Organism: Apodemus sylvaticus (European woodmouse)
Lineage: Eukaryota; Metazoa; Chordata; Mammalia; Rodentia; Muridae
Gene: Tmem18
Product: transmembrane protein 18
Exons: 5
Coding region: 71-493 (140 amino acids)
Cellular component (GO): nuclear membrane
Source: RefSeq, a predicted model, not a curated record